This is a messenger RNA of Helobdella robusta, 318 nucleotides long. RefSeq lists its product as hypothetical. The transcript is spliced from 3 exons. The record is from RefSeq and is a predicted model, not a curated record. The coding region runs from base 1 to 318 and encodes 105 amino acids. NCBI's taxonomy places the organism in Eukaryota, Metazoa, Annelida, Clitellata, Rhynchobdellida, Glossiphoniidae. Gene Ontology annotation, molecular function: zinc ion binding; ubiquitin protein ligase activity; cullin family protein binding. Gene Ontology annotation, cellular component: Cul5-RING ubiquitin ligase complex; nucleus. Gene Ontology annotation, biological process: ubiquitin-dependent protein catabolic process; protein ubiquitination.
AUGGCUAGUUCCCUUAAUUUCACAGAAAAUGAUACACACAACAAUAAGUUAAAUGACAAAAUGUUUGUUCUAAAAAAGUGGAACGCCGUUGCACUGUGGAGUUGGGAUGUAGAAUGUGACACUUGUGCUAUAUGCCGAGUUCAAGUUAUGGAUGCAUGCCUUAGAUGUCAGGCUGACAACAAACAAGAUGAAUGUGUUGUUGUAUGGGGAGACUGCAAUCACUCAUUUCACAAUUGUUGCAUGUCCCUUUGGGUUAAACAAAAUAACAGAUGCCCUCUCUGCCAAAAUGAUUGGGUUGUUCAAAGAAUUGGUAAAUGA